Molecule: messenger RNA, 2331 nt
Organism: Trichobilharzia regenti
Lineage: Eukaryota; Metazoa; Platyhelminthes; Trematoda; Strigeidida; Schistosomatidae
Source: the annotation of a GenBank genome assembly
AUGUCUACUAUCUACAUGCUAUUAGCAUGCAUAAAGAAAAUUCCAUGCCCAAAGACUAACAUACGUGUUUCCAUACUACUACUACUACUACUACUACUACUACUACUACUACUACUACUACUACUACUACUACUACUACUACUACUACUACUACUACUACUACUACUACUACUACUACUACUACUACUACUACUACUACUACUACUACUACUACUACUACUACUACUACUACUACUACUACUACUACUACUACUACUACUACUACUACUACUACUACUACUACUACUACUACUACUACUACUACUACUACUACUACUACUACUACUACUAUAUACUACUACUAUAUACUAUAAUAUACUACUACUACUAUACUACUACUACUACUACUACUAUACUACUACUACUACUACUACUACUACUACUACUACUACUACUACUACUACUACUACUACUACUACUACUACUACUACUACUACUACUACUACUACUACUACUACUACUACUACUACUACUACUACUACUACUACUACUACUACUACUACUACUACUACUACUACUACUACUACUACUACUACUACUACUACUACUACUACUACUACUACUACUACUACUACUACUACUACUACUACUACUACUACUACUACUACUACUACUACUACUACUACUACUACUACUACUACUACUACUACUACUACUACUACUACUACUACUACUACUACUACUACUACUACUACUACUACUACUACUACUACUACUACUACUACUACUACUACUACUACUACUACUACUACUACUACUACUACUACUACUACUACUACUACUACUACUACUACUACUACUACUACUACUACUACUACUACUACUACUACUACUACUACUACUACUACUACUACUACUACUACUACUACUACUACUACUACUACUACUACUACUACUACUACUACUACUACUACUACUACUACUACUACUACUACUACUACUACUACUACUACUACUACUACUACUACUACUACUACUACUACUACUACUACUACUACUACUACUACUACUACUACUACUACUACUACUACUACUACUACUACUACUACUACUACUACUACUACUACUACUACUACUACUACUACUACUACUACUACUACUACUACUACUACUACUACUACUACUACUACUACUACUACUACUACUACUACUACUACUACUACUACUACUACUACUACUACUACUACUACUACUACUACUACUACUACUACUACUACUACUACUACUACUACUACUACUACUACUACUACUACUACUACUACUACUACUACUACUACUACUACUACUACUACUACUACUACUACUACUACUACUACUACUACUACUACUACUACUACUACUACUACUACUACUACUACUACUACUACUACUACUACUACUACUACUACUACUACUACUACUACUACUACUACUACUACUACUACUACUACUACUACUACUACUACUACUACUACUACUACUACUACUACUACUACUACUACUACUACUACUACUACUACUACUACUACUACUACUACUACUACUACUACUACUACUACUACUACUACUACUACUACUACUACUACUACUACUACUACUACUACUACUACUACUACUACUACUACUACUACUACUACUACUACUACUACUACUACUACUACUACUACUACUACUACUACUACUACUACUACUACUACUACUACUACUACUACUACUACUACUACUACUACUACUACUACUACUACUACUACUACUACUACUACUACUACUACUACUACUACUACUACUACUACUACUACUACUACUACUACUACUACUACUACUACUACUACUACUACUACUACUACUACUACUACUACUACUACUACUACUACUACUACUACUACUACUACUACUACUACUACUACUACUACUACUACUACUACUACUACUACUACUACUACUACUACUACUACUACUACUACUACUACUACUACUACUACUACUACUACUACUACUACUACUACUACUACUACUACUACUACUACUACUACUACUACUACUACUACUACUACUACUACUACUACUACUACUACUACUACUACUACUACUACUACUACUACUACUACUACUACUACUACUACUACUACUACUACUACUACUACUACUACUACUACUACUACUACUACUACUACUACUACUACUACUACUACUACUACUACUACUACUACUACUACUACUACUACUACUACUACUACUACUACUACUACUACUACUACUACUACUACUACUACCACAGCAGUCAGUAUGCAAUUCGGAACCAGCUUACCAUAA